This is a messenger RNA of Saccostrea echinata, 1935 nucleotides long. Its product is annotated as serine/threonine-protein phosphatase 6 regulatory ankyrin repeat subunit C-like. NCBI's taxonomy places the organism in Eukaryota, Metazoa, Mollusca, Bivalvia, Ostreida, Ostreidae. Bases 1 to 1935 code for a protein of 644 amino acids. The record is from RefSeq and is a predicted model, not a curated record. Gene Ontology annotation, molecular function: protein binding. Gene Ontology annotation, biological process: intracellular signal transduction. The transcript is spliced from 6 exons.
AUGGAUAGAUUUCACAGAUCUAUAUGUGAUAAAAAUAUGGACAUUUUUCGAAAGACGUGGUAUGAAGGUGUGCACAUAACAUCUAGGGAUGUUAAGGCAAUCGUCCAUAUGGCAUCAGAACUAGGUUUUGUUGACGGACUCCGCUUCAUAGUACAGGAACGAGGUGCAAAAUGUCUUAACCUAGCAAAACGUCAUAACAUGUUCCAUGUCGCUUGCAAAGCUGAACAAACUGAGGUUGUGAAGUUUUUUCUAACUCUGGAGGAAUUUGGCAAAAGUACAACUGUACUUAAUAGUGAAUUUUGGGAUUGUUUGUCCAACUGGUCUGAGGCAAAUAUAAUCGAAGUUAUAAGUGAAUUACUAGUAUUUGGAAAAGUUGACAUUAAUAAAACAAUGGUACCACCGCAAGGCGUAUCUCUACUUUUUCAAGCAAUCGAACAUCGAAAGAAGCGACUUGCAGAUUAUCUUAUUCGAGAGGGAGCCGACAUUAUGUUUGUUAGUAAAUGUGCCUCACUAGGAACUAUCAGUUGUACCUGCCUUUCAGCAAUGCAAAUGCCAUCUCUUGUUCCGAAUUUACUUAAAAGAGGAGGAAAUGCAAAUGAUGUAUACGAUGAAAAUGGACAGUCAGUUCUGAUGUUGGCAUUUGAAAAUAACGCAGACCGGAAGACAAUAGAAGAUAUCGUACGUGCUGGAGCAAAUUUAACCUGGAGAGAUAAUUCUGGGAAAACAACUUUUUCCCUGUUAAAAUCACUAGAUCAGUUCUAUGGUGUCUUGGAUGCAGGCGUCCAAGUAGAAGAUAUUGAAAAACUAUAUGACUUUUCUACGUUGGAGUUCAUCUUUACAAGUAAAAAUAUAAUGAAAUAUAGGAGACUCUUAUUGGAGAAAAAAUUCCAUUCUUAUACCAAAGGCGCUAGAAUUGACUGGAAUGGAUUGAAAGAGCUCAUAAACAUUUUAAAGCAAGUUGAGAUAUCAAAAGGUUCUACUUGCGAAGCUGCUCAUCAUCUUCUGGACCUUGGAGCUAAGACCGGUAACUACUUAUUGAGCAUGAUUAUGGUAGCUUCAAAUGAUGAAGUGUGGCUUAAGUUAGGAAAAAGAUUGCUAGAGUCUGGUGCUGAUCCAAAUGAAAAGUCAACGAAGGGACAAUCAGCCCUUUCAGUUUCUAUUCAACGAAAUCUAUACGAAUUGUCGGAAGAACUAAUCAGAUAUGGUGCCGAUUUCAACUUUGCUGACCGUGGUGGUAAAACACCGUUGGAUUAUGCGUGUGAAUUAGGUAUGACUGACAGAGAAUUCAGAUGUUUAAGAACUCUCCUUAAAUAUCCAGUAAAAUUAAGCAAAAGGAAUGUCUUCGAACACAUUUUUGUUCUAGGAAUAACUAGCCUUCGGCAAUACGUUCGUAAUGAAACAUGCACAAAUAUGGAUCAACACAUUCUCACAUUUGGCGUGAAUGGUGUUUUUCAACUUUUCAUCGCUGGGGCAAAUUUAGUGAAUGAAGAGCCAGGAACUUCUCCCUUGAAAUGUCUUCGUUAUCUUGCAUUUUAUGGAUUAUUUGACUCCAUAAAAUUUUUGAUGCGCUCUGGGUGGAAAGUAGAUAUGGAUAAGAAAUGGAUAAAAAAUUUAGAAAAUGAUGAAAAUUUUAGCUGUGGUUUUAUGGUCGAUGAAACCUGGUAUAUACCUCAAAUUACAGAUGAAAACAGAAAAUCUCUUGUAGCCGUAUUAAACGAAAUUGAGAAAGAACCAAUAACUCUACAAAACCUUUGUAGAAGUGAAAUUCGAAAACAGCUUUCUUCUCAUGGUCAUAGUAUUUUGCCCCUAAUUGAAGAUUUACCAAUUCCAACAAAACUGAAAUCUUUCAUGAAAUUUGAAGAUUGUGAAAGUCCGAAGGAGGAGGAAGUGGUCGUAGAUGUUAAAAGCCCUGAGGACUUAUUUGGUGAUUACUGA